Sesamum indicum (sesame) is the source of this 789-nucleotide messenger RNA. RefSeq lists its product as uncharacterized. Gene Ontology annotation, molecular function: phenylpyruvate tautomerase activity. Lineage: Eukaryota; Viridiplantae; Streptophyta; Magnoliopsida; Lamiales; Pedaliaceae. The record is from RefSeq and is a predicted model, not a curated record.
UUGCUUUGUGUUUUUUGUGCAAAUUGCAGAGCUGAAGAAAGAGGUGAGGGCGAGAAAAGCAAGCAAGGGUUUCGCGAAACGAUGCCGUGUUUGAACCUGUCCACUAACGUGAGCCUGGAGGGCGUAGACACCUCCUCCAUCCUCUCUGAAGCCUCCUCCACUGUUGCCAAGCUCAUCGGCAAACCCGAGGCUUAUGUGAUGAUUGUGUUGAAGGGUUCUGUGCCCAUGGCAUUUGGAGGGACAGAGCAGCCUGCUGCUUAUGGAGAGCUCGUCUCUAUUGGAGGUCUGAACUCUGAUGUGAACAAGAAGCUGAGUGGUGCUAUAGCCAACAUACUUGAGUCUAAGUUGUCUGUCCCAAAAUCACGGUUCUACCUCAAAUUUUAUGAUACCAAGGCCUGUCAGAUUCAAGAAUAUGCACAAUGUCUGCAUGCUUUACACCAGUACUAAAUAAUGGUUCCAACCUUGGGUGGAAUGGAUCAACCUUCUAGGUUUCUACGCUCCAAUCUUCACAUAUUCCCUAUUAAUGCAUGCUCAAAACAACUUUGCUGUAUUGCAAUGAUGUAUCUGCAUUCUGAUUAAUGAUCUUGGACAUUUGAUGUUGCUCAUGGGAUAUAAAUUUGGAUGACCUUGCAUAACUUAUUGGUAUGAAGGAAUAUCUCGGAGUAUAUGGGGGCUGAAUGAAUAUGUCACUCAGUGAUCUUUCUAUACUCCACCUAUCACCUUCUUACCAAUUGCUUGAUCCAGAGAUUUUCGUAUAGUAAACCCCUUGCUGCUUCCCAACAGUACUCA